This is a messenger RNA of Gadus macrocephalus (Pacific cod), 5426 nucleotides long. RefSeq names its product aldehyde oxidase 6 (gene aox6). The record is from RefSeq and is a predicted model, not a curated record. The transcript has 35 exons. Gene Ontology annotation, molecular function: 2 iron, 2 sulfur cluster binding; molybdopterin cofactor binding; iron ion binding. Lineage: Eukaryota; Metazoa; Chordata; Actinopteri; Gadiformes; Gadidae. Bases 102 to 4238 code for a protein of 1378 amino acids.
AUUUGGAGCAUCCCGUCCCGUCGUGAUAUAAGGACUGGGAAGGACUGCGGAGGACUGGGACGAACGAGGCUCCGCUCAUCUGGAGUUUACUGCGAGAGAAGAUGGCCGUGGAGAAACGUUCGGACAGUCUCUGCUUCUUUGUCAACGGGAGGAAGGUGACGGAGGAGAAUGCAGACCCAGAAACCAUGCUUGUGUCGUUCCUCAGAGAGAAGUUGAGGCUGACCGGGACCAAGGUGAGCUGCGGAGGCGGAGGCUGUGGGGCGUGCACCGUCAUGGUGUCACGAUACGACCCCCUCAGCAGGACCGUCCAACAUUUCUCGGCCAACGCCUGCCUGCUUCCUGUCUGCCAGCUGGCGGGCGCCGCCGUCACCACCGUGGAGGGGGUGGGCUCCACCAAGACCAGGCUGCACCCCGUCCAGGAGAGGCUGGCGAAGGCCCACGGCUCCCAGUGUGGGUUCUGCAGCCCGGGCAUGGUGAUGUCCAUGUACGCCCUGCUGAGGAACCAGGCCGCGCCCAGCAUGGAGCACAUCAGGGAGGCUCUGGGAGGUAACCUGUGCAGAUGUACCGGCUAUCGGCCAAUCAUCGACAGCUGCAGAACCUUCACCCAGGAGUCCCAGUGUUGCCAGGGCAACGGAGGGGUCGGCUGCUGCAUGAACGCGGAGGAAACACCCGGAGCGGAGCCUUCCACCCCCAGGCUGUUCCCCACGGAGGACCUGCUGCCCCUGGACCCGACCCAGGACCUGAUCUUCCCUCCUGAGCUGAUGCGGGUGGCGCUGACGGAGCCCCAGCAGACGCGCUGGUUCCGGGGGGAGAGGGUGGCCUGGGUGUCCCCGGUCUCCCUGGAGGAACUGGUCCUCCUGAAGAGCACCCAUCCCCAGGCGCCGCUGGUUCUGGGGAACACCACCUUAGGUCCGGAGAUGAAGUUCCGAGGGGCGCUUCACCCACUGGUCAUCUCCCCCAGCAGGGUGGCUCCUCUGUUUGAGGUCACCCACACUCCGCAAGGGGUGUGGGUGGGUGCAGGUCUGUCUCUGACCCAGGUCCAGAUGGUCCUGGGGGCCCGGGUGGAGGCGCUGCCCCAGGAGAAGACGGAGCUGUACCGGGCUCUGCUGCACCAGCUGAGGGCGCUGGCGGGACAGCAGAUCCGCAACGUAGCGUCUCUGGGAGGGAACAUUGUGAGCGCUCUCCCCAACUCCGACCUCAACCCGGUGUUGGCGGCCGGGGGCUGCAGGCUGAGGGUGGCCUCGGACGGGGGCAGCAGGGAGGUGCCCCUGGACCAGGACUUCUUCAGGGGCUUCAGGACCACGCUGCUGGGGGCGGCCGACGUCCUCGUGGCCGUGUUCGUCCCCGAGACCCGGCCGGGGGAGUUUGUGCGGGCGUUCCGCCAGGCGCCGAGGAAGGAGAACGCCCUGGCGACCGUUACCACGGGGAUGAGGGUGGUGCUGGGGCCGGGGGCGGUGGUCCGGGACGUCCAGCUCUACUACGGGGGGGUGGGGCCCUGCACCCUGCGGGCCGCCAGGACUGGCCAGGCCCUCCUGGGGAGGCCGUGGGGGGAGGCGAUGCUGCAGGAGGCCUACAGUGUUCUCCUGGAGGAGGUGGUGCUGCCCCCGGGGGCGGUGGGGGGGAAGGUGGGGUUCCGCAGGUCCCUGACCCUCAGCCUGCUCUUCAAGUUCUACCUGGAGGUCCAGCAGGCCCUCGCACUCAUGAGCACCACCCCUGAGGGGGCCCAGAGCACCACCCCUGAGGGGGCCCAUAGCACCACCCCUGAAGGGGUCCAGAGCACCACCCAGCAGGGGGUCCAGAGCACCACCCCUGAGGGGGUCCAGAGCACCACCCCUGAGGGGGUCCCUGAGGGGGUCCCUGAGAGGGAGCUCAGCGCCAUCAGACCCCUCCCCUGCUGCAUCCAGCCGGGCCAGCAGGGCUUCCAGGAGGUGUCGGGGAGCCAGAGCGAGCAGGACGCCGUGGGCCGCCCCGUGAUGCACCGCUCGGCGCCGGCCCAGGCCGCCGGGGAGGCGGUGUACGUCGACGACACGCCCCCCCCACAGGGGGAGCUGUUCCUCGCCCUGGUCACCAGCACGCGCCCCCACGCCAGCAUCCUCGGUGUGGACGUGAGCGCUGCCCUGCGCCUCCCCGGGGUUCUGGACGUGGUGACGCACGCCGACAUCCCGGGACACAAGGCCCGCUCCUUCAUGGGCUACGAGGAGGAGCUGCUGGCCGACAAGGAGGUGUCCUGUGUGGGUCAGCUGGUGUGCGGGGUCCUGGCCGACUCCAGGGACGGCGCCCGGAGGGGGGCGGCCGCCGUCAGGGUCCGCUACCAGGACCUCCCGGACCCCGUGUUCACUGUGGAGGACGCGGUGCAGAGAGAAUCCUUCUUCCUGCCCCGGAGACGAAUCGAGAGAGGAGACGUCUGCAAGGGGCUGGAGACCGCCGACCACGUCCACUCAGGCGAGCUCCGGCUGGGGGGCCAGGAGCAUUUCUACAUGGAGCCUCAGAGCGUGCUGGUGGUCCCAGUGGGGGAGGAGACCGAGUUCCACGUCUACGUGUCCAGUCAGGCCCCGACCAUCACCCAGGAGGCCGUGGCAGAGACCCUGGGGGUCCCCUCCAACAGGGUGACCUGUCACGUCAAGCGGCUGGGCGGGGCCUUUGGCGGGAAAAUCACCAAGACCAGCAUCCUGGCGGCCAUCACCGCUGUAGCCGCUUGGAAGACGGGCCGGGCGGUGCGCUGCGUUCUGGAGCGGGGAGAGGACAUGCUGAUCACUGGGGCGCGCCACCCAGUACUGGGACGAUACCAGGUGGGGUUCAUGGAGGACGGGCGCAUCACGGCGGCAGACCUCCAGUACUACGCCAACGCCGGCAACACCGUGGACGAGUCUCCCCUGGUGGUGGAGAAGAUGGUGCUGCACAUGGACAACGCCUACCACAUCCCCAACCUGCGGGGGCGGGCGGUGGCCUGCCGCACCAACCUGCCCUCCAACACGGCCUUCAGGGGCUUCGGGGUGCCCCAGGCCGCCGCCGUGGUGGAGAGCAUGAUCACCGACGUGGCCCUGUGCCUAGGGCGCCCCGCCCACCAGAUCCGGGAGGUGAACAUGUACCGCGGGCCGUCGGUGACCCACUACGGGAUGCGGUUCGACCCGGAGAACCUGUGGCGCUGCUGGGAGGAGGUGAAGGCUCGGGUGGGGCUGGGGCCCCGGCUGGAGGCCCUCAGGAGCUUCAACCAGGACCACCGCUGGAGGAAGAGGGGCGCGGCCCUCAUCCCCAUCAAGUACGGGGUGGCCUUCAGCGAGGCCUUCCUCAACCAGGCGGCCGCCCUGGUCCAUGUCUAUAAGGACGGCUCCGUCCUGGUGAGCCACGGGGGGGCCGAGAUGGGGCAGGGCAUCCACACCAAGAUGCAGCAGGUGGUCAGCAGGGAGCUGGGGGUCCCGUCCUCUCAGGUGUACGUCUCUGAGACCAGCACGGCGUCCGUCCCCAACAGCUGCCCCUCGGCCGCCUCCUUCGGGACCGACGCCAACGGCAUGGCCGUCAGGGACGCCUGCCAGAAACUGUACAAGAGACUCGAGCCGAUCAGGACGAAGAACCCCAAAGGAUCAUGGGACAGCUGGACCAGGGCGGCGUUCCUGGAGAAGAUCAGUCUGUCAGCGACGGGAUUCUUCAGAGGUCCAGACUGCUACAUGGACUGGGAGAACAUGGAGGGCCAGCCCUACUCCUACUUCACCUACGGCGCCUGCUACAGCGAGGUGGAACUGGACUGUCUCACCGGAGACUACAGGACUCUGAGGACGGACAUCGUGGUGGACGUGGGUCAGAGCCUCAACCCCUCCAUAGACAUCGGCCAGGUGGAGGGGGCCUUCCUCCAGGGUCUGGGCCUCUACACCCUGGAGCAGCUGAGCUUCUCCCCGGGGGGGCUCCUCUACUCCAGGGGUCCGUCUCAGUACAAGAUCCCGGCCGUCUGCGACGUGCCGCUCAGCUUCAAUGUCCACCUGCUGCCGGACUCCCACAACCCCCACGCCAUCUACUCCUCCAAGGGCAUCGGGGAGCCGGUCCUGUUCCUCGGGAGCUCCGUGUUUUACGCCAUCAAGGACGCGGUGGGGGCGGCCCGGGCCGAGUCCGGCCUGGGGGGGGCCUUCCCCCUGGACAGCCCCGCCACACCUGAGAGGGCAUGUCUCGCAUGUGCCACGCCCUUCUCCCAGAGGGUUCCAGUCAGCGAGCCGGGAUCCUUCACCCCCUGGGCCCUGAACAUCUAGACCAGCACCUAGACCAGCAUCUGGACCAACAUCUGGACCAGCAUCUACACCAACAUCUGGACCAGCAUCUACACCAACAUCUGGACCAACAUCUACACCAGCAUCCGGACCCACAACCAGACCCAAAUCUACACCAACAUCUGGAUCCACAUCUACACCACCUUCUAGACCAGCAUCUCAUCCAAAAACAACCAACAUCUUAACCCACACUCAUCCAAAACCACCAACAUCUACACAUAAUCAUCUCCACACACAAUCAUCUACACACGCAAUCAUGUCAAUACACAAUCAUCUGAAGAAUGAAAGGACAAUGUGAUAAUAUCAAAUGUAUACCAACAAAUAGGAGACGGUGAUCUUAUAAAUAAUAACUCUUGGAUCGUUUGAGUACCCUGUGAAGAACAAUUGAAGAUCAAUGUCCUGAUCAAUGUACUGAUCCAAUUACUGAUCAAUGUACUGAUAAAUGUAGUGAUCAAUGUAGCGAUCAAUAUCCUGAUAAAUGUACUGAUCAAUGUAGUGAUCAAUGUCCUGAUCGAUGUAGUGAUCAAUGUCCUGAUCAAUGUCCUGAUCAAUGUCCUGAUCAAUGUCCUGAUCAAUGUAGUGAUCAAUGUAGUGAUCAAUGUCCUGAUCAAUGUAGUGAUCAAUGUCCUGAUCAAUGUCCUGAUCAAUGUCCUGAUCAAUGUCCUGAUCAAUGUAGUGAUCAAUGUCCUGAUCAAUGUCCUGAUCAAUGUCCUGAUCAAUGUGGUGAUCAAUGUCCUGAUCAAUGUCCUGAUCAAUGUCCUGAUCAAUGUCCUGAUCGAUGUAGUGAUCAAUGUACUGAUCAAUGUACUGAUCAAUGUUCUGAUCAAUGUUCUGAUCAAUGUAGUGAUCAAUGUCCUGAUCAAUGUACUGAUCAAUGUACUGAUCAAUGUCCUGAUCAAUGUCCUGAUCAAUGUCCUGAUCAAUGUCCUGAUCAAUGUAGUGAUCAAUGUCCUGAUCGAUGUAGUGAUCAAUGUCCUGAUCAAUGUCCUGAUCAAUGUAGUGAUCAAUGUCCUGAUCAAUGUCCUGAUCAAUGUCCUGAUCAAUGUCCUGAUCAAUGUAGUGAUCAAUGUCCUGAUCGAUGUAGUGAUCAAUGUACUGAGCUCUUAUUGAAUUUGUAUUCUGAUUAAGAUUUAAGAAAGAUUAAAGAUUAAAGGUUCAAUAUGUAACAAA